AGGAGGAUGCGGCUGCCAUGGUAACGAGGGCUGUGUAUGGAGGACAGCAGCCAGUCGCAGGCAGCCACAGAAAGAUCUAUCCUUUUUUCCUCAUUCCACUUCCACUUUACCGAUAUAGAAAACGAUCUCCAGACCAGGCGUUUGAUCGCGCUCCUGUCCCUCCUGCCUGACGCUUCAAACGCUUCACCUCACAACACUCUCAUCAGACGCAGGAAACGCACGCAUCUCCAGGAUGGCAACCAUCACCUGCACGCGCUUCACAGAGGAAUACCAGCUUUUUGAGGAACUGGGAAAGGGAGCCUUUUCUGUGGUGCGGAGAUGUUUGAAAGUUCUCUCAGGGCAAGAGUAUGCUGCAAAGAUCAUCAACACAAAGAAGCUGUCUACUCGGGAUCACCAGAAGCUGGACAGGGAGGCUAGGAUCUGCAGACUGCUGAAGCACUCCAAUAUUGUGCGGCUGCAUGACAGCAUCUCAGAGGAAGGUCACCAUUACCUCAUCUUUGACUUAGUAACGGGUGGUGAGCUGUUUGAAGACAUUGUUGCCAGGGAAUAUUACAGUGAAGCAGAUGCCAGCCAUUGCAUCCAGCAGAUUUUGGAGGCAGUACUUCAUUGCCAUCAGAUGGGUGUUGUGCACAGAGACUUAAAGCCAGAGAACCUGCUUCUGGCUUCCAAAUCCAAAGGUGCAGCUGUGAAGUUAGCAGACUUCGGCCUUGCCAUUGAGGUUGAAGGGGAACAACAGGCUUGGUUUGGGUUUGCUGGCACUCCUGGUUACCUGUCCCCAGAAGUCUUACGGAAGGACCCCUAUGGAAAAGCUGUAGACCUGUGGGCAUGUGGUGUGAUUCUCUACAUCCUGCUGGUUGGAUACCCACCCUUUUGGGAUGAAGACCAGCAUAGACUCUAUCAGCAAAUUAAAGCUGGCGCCUACGAUUUUCCUUCACCCGAGUGGGACACAGUCACCCCUGAGGCGAAAGAUCUUAUUAAUAAGAUGCUGACCAUCAACCCAUCUAAACGCAUCACUGCUGCGGAGGCACUCAAGCACCCAUGGAUCUCACAUCGCUCCACUGUUGCGUCUUGCAUGCACAGACAGGAGACUGUCGAAUGCUUGAAGAAGUUCAACGCUAGAAGAAAGCUCAAGGGUGCUAUUCUCACUACUAUGCUGGUCACCAGAAACUUCUCAGGUAACUCUAAUAAUCUAUCUAAUCUAAUCUGCUUGAGUACAAAAAGGAAGUCCAGUUCCAGCACCCAGCUGAUGGAAUCGUCAGAGAGUACAAGCACCACAAUUGAGGAUGAGGAUACUAGAGUGAGGAAGCAAGAAAUCAUCAAAGUAACUGAGCAACUCAUUGAAGCCAUCAGCAAUGGAGAUUUUGAGAAUUACACGAAGAUGUGUGAUCCCAGUGUUACGGCGUUUGAGCCUGAGGCCCUGGGAAACCUGGUGGAGGGGCUGGAUUUCCAUCGCUUUUACUUUGAAAACUUGUGGUCGAAGAACAGCAAGCCGGUUCACACCACUAUCCUGAACCCUCAUAUCCACCUGAUCGGCGAGGAGGCUGCCUGCAUCGCCUACAUUCGUAUCACGCAGUAUCUCGACACAAACGGAAUGCCAUGCACUGCCCAGUCAGAGGAGACACGGAUCUGGCAUCGUAAAGACGGCAAGUGGCAGAUAGUCCACUUCCAUCGCUCAGGCUCUCCGUCUGCCAUCACUAAAUAAGAGAGUCAGUUGAAAAUACCAGAGUUGCAGGAUCACUGGCUUGAGGAUGUACAAGCUCCCAGCUUCUCAUCUCAUUCCUUGAACUUCAUUGGCCCUCUGCUUUACGGCGUCAUCACAUUCACAUCAGCAUUUAUUCUCAUUGCUCAGAACACUUCUUUAUGGAUAAACUAUGAUGAAGCCGCUGUUGCAACCCUGCUGCGUGGUAUCAAUGCUUUUGUUUUUAACAUCUUGAUUAUGUUUACAAAAUUAGCCACCAUGUUUUUGACCAUAAGUGCUACAUUUGCAGAUAUUUGACACAAAUGAGAUAUUUGGGACAACGGCUACAUUCCAAAAGAGAUCCUGUUUCCUAGGGGUUUCCACGGAUACCUAGAUUUUUUUCUCUCCCAACGGUUAGACAUUAACUAGUCUUUUAAUCUCUCUUAUACACCUGUAAUAAACUCGAAUGUAAUCUGAUUGAAAUGGAUGUUUAUAUUAUAUUUGAAAUAAAGUAGAACUGCUAGGUACGAAUAUAGUAAUGACUUACACAGCUUGUCCUCCACUGCCCGAUUUCCAGACAAUCGCCAUUGAACAUUUUCUACCGAGUUUAGUGAAGCACAUUGAACAGCAGUGAAUUUCAGUAUACGUUUAGCCCUUGAAAUCAAAGCUGCAUCUAUGGCACAAAAAACACACACACAAUCUAUUGAACCCACAUGAUCCGCAAUGCUAGAACAGAUGGAUCAAGGGGGCUGAGCAACCCACUCAACGAACUGUUGCUUAAAGUUAAAGCCGGUGCUGAUGGUGGCAGUGGAACAGUAAAUGCAUGCGAGAGCUUGAUAUUUCUUUCUGCCGUACAGGGUUUUGAGAUCCGGGUCUGGUGUGGUGUGCUCAGAGCACUUUGAUAAAGUUCUUCCAGUAGAGCUGGUGUAUUUGUUCUUCCUUUUGUAUUUAGGAUUCAGGGAUUUUUUCUUUUUGUUGCAAAAGGAAGUCUCUUGAAAAAGCUCUUGAGGGUGUGUUUGAUGUCUGGGCUUAACUUCUAUUCAAAUUCAAUGGAAGCGUGUUGCUGGAGAGAGAGCUUUCAAUAAUCAGUGUUGACGUGUUUAUCUACUGAUGUCUUUUUAAGAUGCUCUAUUUGCUUGAUCAGUCUUACUGUGACGGUCAACCAAUGUACAUUCAUAUUAACGCGAACAAUCAAAGUUAUUCAAACGAGAAAGUGGACACUGCUAACUCUAUAUAGUGAUGCUCAAAAAGACCUAGCAUUUGAACUUGUUGAUAUUGUAUUCAGACUAUUGCUGGUGAAUAUCUGUUAUCUGCAGAGUGACUGCUAUUCAGAUCCAUCUCUGUCUUAUCUAAACAUUUGUAAGGUAUAUUAAAAUGUUUUUUGCAUCUUAUAUAAUGCGUGUUCAGAUUUACUAAACCAGUUACAUUUUUAUUAGUAAAACGGUAUGAGCUUAGUCGGAUUUGUCAAAUAUUGCUUCUUGAUUCUUAGUAUUUACUUUGUAAAGCAAGAAUGUUAACGUGAUGAUUGUAUGCACGAUUUUUUGCUUAUCAAACAUUUUGCCAUGGCUGUAUAAAAGCUGCUCUUCAUCCGGUUGGGUCGUGUGAUCACUGCCGUCAACAGACAACCAACUGUAAACUUUGCUAUUCUUUUUCUGGUUCUAUUUCAACACUUUCAGGCUACUUGUGGCACAUUUGACAAAGAUCCGUUCUUAAUAUUGAAUUAAUAUUCAAUUGUCAUUAUACAGAACCAAAGUUUUCCUCUUCUUUUUCCUCAUUAUUUAUCUCCUUAGAAAGACAUUUAGAAUUGAAAGAAAUCAAAUGCAUGGAAACUUUUUCUAUGUCUUCUCGUAACGUGGUUCAUUGUAAACGGCUACUGAAAGUGAGUUGCUUUGUGGCCUCUUUGAUGUUUUUGUCUUCUUUAUCGUUUCAGCACAGUUUAUGAAAGGCCUAACAGCAUCUUUUGAUAGUUUUUGACGUAUAUACUGUGUUUUGUUGAGGCAUGCUGUUUUCAUUGUCAAAAAGUGGGUGGGUACGAUAUUGUUUUCUGAGUAAAAUGUACUUUUUGCAGUUUGGCUCUAAUGCAACCGGGCUUAUAAAUAAAAGUGCUUUACGAAGUGUU
This is a messenger RNA of Sinocyclocheilus grahami, 3797 nucleotides long. It is a transcript of the gene camk2a, whose product is annotated as calcium/calmodulin-dependent protein kinase II alpha. The record is from RefSeq and is a predicted model, not a curated record. Gene Ontology annotation, molecular function: calmodulin binding; calcium/calmodulin-dependent protein kinase activity; ATP binding. Lineage: Eukaryota; Metazoa; Chordata; Actinopteri; Cypriniformes; Cyprinidae. Bases 233 to 1702 code for a protein of 489 amino acids. The transcript has 18 exons. Gene Ontology annotation, biological process: protein phosphorylation.